Messenger RNA from Talpa occidentalis (Iberian mole), 930 nucleotides. RefSeq names its product taste 2 receptor member 14 (gene TAS2R14). Gene Ontology annotation, molecular function: G protein-coupled receptor activity; bitter taste receptor activity. The record is from RefSeq and is a predicted model, not a curated record. The transcript has a single exon. Gene Ontology annotation, biological process: sensory perception of taste; G protein-coupled receptor signaling pathway; detection of chemical stimulus involved in sensory perception of bitter taste. Lineage: Eukaryota; Metazoa; Chordata; Mammalia; Eulipotyphla; Talpidae. Gene Ontology annotation, cellular component: membrane. The coding region runs from base 1 to 930 and encodes 309 amino acids.
AUGGUCAGCAUCUUCGACAGCACACUUAUGGUCAUUCUAAUUGCCGAAUUUGUAAUUGGCAAGCUAGGAAACAGCUUCAUAGCCGUGGUAAACUGCAUUGACUGGGUCAAGGGAAGAAAGAUCUCUUUCACAGACGGAAUUCUCACUGCUCUGGCGGUCUCCAGAAUUGGUUUGCUCUGGGUAAUAUUAAUAAAUUCGUAUAUAUGCAUGUUUAAUUUAGCUAUUUUUAUGACUGGAAAAAUGUUAAUUAUAGUUUAUAUCUUCUGGACUGUGAGCAAUCAUUUCAGUCUUUGGCUUGCUACAAGCCUCAGCAUCUUUUAUUUUCUCAAGAUAGCCAAUUUUUCUGACUCUAUUUUUCUCUAUCUCAAGUGGAGAGUUAAAAAGGUGGUCUCACUGACCAUGUUGGUGACCUUGGUCUUAUUGAUUCUUAAUCUUGCACUGGUCAGCACACAUAUGAAUGCCUGGUAUGGUGAAUAUAAAAGAAACAUGACUUGUAGUUCCAGGAUGAAGGACUUUGCCCAAUUUACCAACCAUCUUGUAUUUACAAACACCCUGUUCACGUUCGUGCCCUUUGCAGUGACCCUGACAGUUUUUCUCCUGCUAAUCUUCUCCAUGGGGAAGCAUCUCAGGAGAGUACAACUCAAUGCCAAGGGCUCCAAAGAUGUCAGCAGCAAGGCCCACAUAAAAGCCUUGCAAAGUGUGGUAACCUUUCUCGUGCUCUAUGCCAUUUUCUUUCUGUCUCUUUCCAUGUCAUUUUGGAGCUUGGAGCUUCCAGACAGAAAUCGGAUCACUAUGUUUUGCCAAGAUAUUGGAGUUGUUUAUCCUUCAGGUCACCCCUAUGUUCUGAUUCUGGGAAACCAUAAGCUGAGACAGGCCUUUCACUCAAUGCUGGGGUGGCUGAGGUUCAGGUUCAAAGAUGGGGAACCCUGA